Messenger RNA from Saccostrea echinata, 2837 nucleotides. RefSeq names its product zinc finger protein ZPR1-like. The coding region runs from base 68 to 1408 and encodes 446 amino acids. The transcript has 14 exons. Gene Ontology annotation, molecular function: zinc ion binding. The record is from RefSeq and is a predicted model, not a curated record. Lineage: Eukaryota; Metazoa; Mollusca; Bivalvia; Ostreida; Ostreidae. Gene Ontology annotation, cellular component: cytoplasm; nucleus.
AGUAAAUACGGAGGGUUCGUUUUAGCUUAUCUAGACUUGUUCCCCACUGUUCAUCAAUAGUUUCAUCAUGUCAUCAGAAGCCACCAGCAAACCCUUGUAUCGAGACAUUAGCGCAGAGGAUGAAGAUCCAGAAAUAGUGGAAAUUGAAAGUUACUGUGUAAACUGUGAAAAGAAUGGAAUUACUCGGCUGUUUCUAACAAGGAUCCCGUUCUUUAAAGAUGUGGUUGUUUCCUCCUUUACAUGUGAUAACUGUGGUCUCCACAACACGGAGCUCCAGCCCGCAAAUAAAAUACAGGAGAAGGGAGUAAAAUAUGUCUGCACAAUAAACAAUAUCAAGGAUCUAAACCGACAAGUAGUGCAGACAAAUCAUGCAACUAUAUCCAUUCCAAAGUUGGAAUUUGAGUCUCCACCAAACAAAGGAGUACUAACAACUGUUGAAGGUGUAAUAGACCGAGCUGUGGAGGGCCUUUCUCAGGAUCAACCUGUUCGUAAAAUUCAACAUCCAGAAGUGGCAGAAAAAAUUGAUGUCUUCAUAGAAAAACUAAAGGAGCUAAAAGAAGUAAAGGAACCAUUUCAGAUUAUUUUAGAUGACCCCAGUGGAAACAGCUUCAUUGAGAAUCCAUAUGCUCCUAACAAAGACAAGGACAUGACCAUUCACCACUAUGUCAGGUCUCGGAAACAGGAUGAACAGCUGGGCUUACUGGAGCAAGAAAAAGCUGAGGAAGAACCUGAACUAGAAGAAAACAAAGAUGAAGCAAAGAAAGAAGACAUAUUUGAUGGCAAAACUGAGGUGGCGAGUUUCAGGACUAACUGCCCAGAAUGUAAUGUGCCAUGUGACACAAAUAUGAAACUAGUUGAUAUUCCACAUUUCAAAGAAGUGGUGAUCAUGGCUACAACAUGUGAUGCUUGUGGUCACAAAGACAACGAAGUUAAGGGAGGAUCAGGAAUUGAACCUAAGGGAACCAGAAUUACGUUAAAAAUCACGGACCCUUCUGACAUGUCCAGAGAUGUCUUAAAGAGUGACACGGCCUCCAUGGCUAUUCCGGAGCUGGACUUCGCAGCUGAAAUGGGGACUCUGGGAGGAAAAUUCACGACCUUGGAGGGACUUCUGGUGGAUAUAAAAGGUCAGCUAAGUGGGUCCAAUCCAUUCUUUACAGGAGAUAGCUCUGAUAAACAGAGAGCCAAGAAAAUCGAGAUAUUUUGCCAGGAAAUACAGAAGAUUAUAUCCGGAGAGAGACUAGGUGACCAUUUUGUCCUAGAUGACCCUGCUGGCAAUAGUUACUUACAGAAUGUCUACGCCCCUGAACCAGAUCCUGAGAUGACAGUGGAACAUUACGAGAGAAGUUACGAACAGAACGAGGACCUGGGACUUAAUGACCUGAAAACGGAAAAUUACGAAACAUCAUGACCUUUACUCACUUUUCUCCAGUGAGGGAACAACAAAACAUCGGUGUCACUUAAACCAUAAAGUUAUCUGGCUCUGACUGUGGGGGAUGCUGGUAACUCAUAAAAAGGGAGGAAUGAUUGCAGUGAGAACCGUAGGGAAUAUUCUCAUUGUGUUGGUUAUUUAUCAGCAUUUAUCCUCAUUCUAAUAUCAAUGAUUAACAAAGCAAGUUUGUUUGAUAUUAUUUAAUGAACAUUUUUGAACAAUGUACAUAUUGGUGUGGAGCAGCCUUUGUAUUAUUGUAGUCAAUAUGUACAUAAUAGUGUUGUAAAUCUCACCAUUACUGUUCUCAAUACAUUGUGAUCAUCAAUAAAAAGAUAAUGCAGCAAUUUUGUGACAGUACUUUUUAUUAUACUCAUAUAAAUGGAUGAUUCUGUCCACUCUAAUUCAGUACUUGAACCUUGUAUAAAUGUUAUACAGAAUUAAAUGAUAUGAGGUGAAUACAGUCAUAUAACAACUCACAAAUCAGAAUGGGGUGAUGGUUAUAAUUUUCAAAAUAAGCUAAAAGAUUGAAUUCACCAAAUAACAACUUGGAAUUUGUCUUAUUGUAUGAAUGCAUUGUUUUGUCAUUUUUCUUACCACACUGAUAAAUGAAAUAUGAAAGUCUAGAAGAGCAUUUGAAGUAUUAUACUGUAUGUUAUCAUGAUGAAUGUCCCUGCUAAUGAAAUGAUGAAGAUCGCACAAAUUUUGAGUGUGCUGAUUAAUGUAUGUUUACAAUAUAUAAUAUGAAAAGAAAAGGUUGUGGUUGCCUCCUUUACUUUAGAUUUGGUUUUCCUUUUCUCUUCAGUGGUGUGAAUUUCCAAGGCUAUCCAAAAACUACAAUGUUUCAAGGGAAAUUAAAAGAUUUUAAUUACUUUUUAAGGUCAAUAUAAUAAUCAUUGAAUUUCGAAAUGCAGUUUUCACCCAUUCUGACAGAAAACAAAAUGAUGCUUGCUAUUUUGAAUUAAGAAAUUGUUAAUGUGAUAAUAUUAAGUUUGUUGCUGGCUUUUAGAAGAUCAGUCUUAGUUUUUUUUAAUGGACACACACAGUCUGUAUAUAAUAUAAAGUAUAAUGUUAUAAAUUUUUAACAGAAAAUUUUUUUUUAGGUCACCUGAGUCACUCAGGUGACCUAUUGCUAUCCGUUUUUGUCCGUCGGCGUGCGAUGUGCGUUAACAUUUGAACAUUUUCAGCUUCUUCUCUGAAACCGCUCAACCAAUUUCAACCAAAUUUGGCAUAUAGCAUCUAUGGGUGAAGGGGAAAAAAAUUGUGAAUUUCAUGGUCCCUGCCCCCCUGGGGCCUGAGGGGUGGGGCUAAAACCACCAAAAAUAAUGCAAUCUUUAAAAAUCUUCUUCUUUACUCCUGUACAUCAAGCAGUCAAACUGUUGGCAUCAUUGUAAUAAGCAUUGAGCCCUCU